Molecule: messenger RNA, 1034 nt
Organism: Eucalyptus grandis
Lineage: Eukaryota; Viridiplantae; Streptophyta; Magnoliopsida; Myrtales; Myrtaceae
Product: endo-1,3;1,4-beta-D-glucanase
Exons: 7
Coding region: 101-823 (240 amino acids)
Molecular function (GO): hydrolase activity
Source: RefSeq, a predicted model, not a curated record
GAACGACCCUGUUCUUGAUAUCUCUGUCAGCAAGAACGGGAGCAACAGAGUUCCCAUUUCCACCUCUCCAUUGAAGAAGCAGAAGAAGAAGAAGAAGGUCAUGUCAGAGACUCAGUGCUGUGAGAACCCUCCGACGCGGAGCACCAUGAGCGUCGGAAUCGGAUGUGUGGCAGAGAUCGGAGGCUUGAAAGCCUACAUCACCGGCCCCCCUGAUGCUAAGCUUUCCGUCCUCCUCGUCUCCGACGUUUUCGGUUAUGAAGCACCAAAGCUGAGGAAGCUUGCAGACAAGGUGGCUGCUUGUGGAUUCUAUGUGGUGGUUCCAGAUUUUUUUUAUGGAGAUCCCUAUGUACCUGACAAUCCUGAGAGGCCUAUUGCAGUCUGGAGACAAUCUCAUGGAACUGAUAAAGGAUUUGAAGAUGCCAUAAGAGUUGUUUCUGCACUGAGAAGUGAAGGUGUAUCUGCCAUUGGAGCUGCAGGAUUUUGCUGGGGUGCAAAGGUGGUUGUGGAACUAGGGAAGUCUGAUCACGUUCAAGCUGCGGUGCUGCUACACCCUUCACGGGUCACUGUGGAGGAUAUUAAGGAGGUCAAGGCUCCCAUAGCUGUAUUGGGCGCUGAGCAUGACAAAAUGUCUCCACCAGAGCUUCUCAAGCAGUUCGAGGAAAUCUUAUCCGCUAAACCUGAGGUUGAUGGAUACGUCAAGAUUUUUGCUGGAGUGGAGCAUGGUUGGACUGUGAGGUAUAAAGACGAAGAUGAAGUGGUGGUGAAGUCCGCUGAAGAAGCCCAUAAGGACAUGCUGGACUGGUUGACUAAGCACUUGAAGUGAAUAUGAACUCGGUCACCAUCUACUGCGUCUACAUAUCCAAGGAAGAGAUUGACAAAGCACGACCGUUCCUAGCAGUAUUGGCCUAUCAUCUGAUGGAGUGGACGCUGAUUAGGAAAUGUCUUCCUUAUGCAGAUGUAAGUUAGCUUAGAAUAAACGGAGCCUGGCUUUCCUGUCUCGAGAUAAAUGGAAGAGCUUCGUGGGUUCCUUGAGU